CGCACAGCUCCCUCCAGCAGCUGAGCUCGGUGUCAAAACACAGCAGAGGGAAUCAGCAGCGGAUCGACGUCUCGGCUCGUCUUCAGCUUCAGCUCUAUUGUUUGUGGGGAAAAGUGUUUGUGAUUUUGCAUUGACGUCUGCGUACCAUGACCGAACAAUCAGCAUUACUUCUCCGAAAACAACUGGCAGAGCUCAACAAGAACCCCGUAGAGGGCUUUUCAGCUGGUCUGAUAGAUGAUGAUGACAUAUAUAAAUGGGAAGUUGUGAUCAUUGGUCCACAAGAUACCCUUUUUGAGGGAGGGUUUUUCAAAGCGUACCUAACCUUUCCCUAUGAUUAUCCACUACGGCCUCCAAAGAUGAAGUUUAUCACUGAAAUCUGGCACCCAAAUGUUGCAAAGAACGGAGAUGUUUGCAUCUCAAUUCUGCACGAGCCAGGAGAAGAUAAGUUUGGUUAUGAAAAGCCAGAGGAGCGCUGGCUUCCCAUCCACACGGUAGAGACAAUCAUGAUUAGUGUUAUCUCCAUGCUGGCAGACCCCAACAGCGACUCACCGGCUAAUGUGGACGCGGCGAAAGAGUGGAGGGAGGACCCUAACGGUGAAUUCAAGAGGAAGGUGGCUCGCUGUGUAAGAAAAAGUCAAGAGAUGGCUUUUGAUUAGGAGUCAAUUGUAAAUUCCAGGUUAAAGGAAAUGCCUUCAGAGGGAAGAUUUCAGCAAAAGGCUUUUGCACCCCUUGUUUUGCCAGUCAAAGGAAUUGGUUGGCCUCAACCACGUUUCUGUGAACGGUUGUCUAUUUCCACAAGAUGAGCCAAUUUGAGAAUCCUACCAGCGAAAUUAACCCGUUUCCUUCCCUGGAAUUGUAUAUUUAAUUUUAUUUAUUUUGGAAAAAAAAUUAAUGAUGUAAGAUAUGUCACUACUGUAAAUUAACUUGCUUUUUUUAUCUGCUGCUGAACAGUUUCUACUUUAUACCAGGUUUCUUAUGCAAUUUAGUGGUCAAGAUUGUGUAAAACAAAACACCCGUUAACCAUUAGGUCAUCACUUGUCCUCCCUACCGAAUACUUGCCACCAGAUCAAUGUCAGCCCAACAAAACUCUGUCAAUAGAUGUGAUUUAUUUUCAACACUGUCGGUGAAUCACUGUUGCCUUUUGUUGGCUUCACUUCCUCACAGUCUGCUUGUUGUUUAGAGGGACAGGUUGAGAACUUUUAGAGGGUUUUCAUACAGUGUUUAUUUUCUGAGAAGCGGCCUCCUGCUAGCAUUUUCUUCUCAUGCUAGUGUACGUCCAAGAGAUAUAAAACCAUGACUCUCAAACCUGCAUGAUCCCCUCAAACAGCUCCGUCAUGUGUUGUUGCUAGCUGUAGAUGUAAAUGGAAUGGCUUACUCAGUGAUUUGAGAGUCGUGGUUUUAUAAUAUAUUGACUUGCACAAGCAUAGGUAAUGGUAACAGAAGGUUUGUGCCAACUUCUCAGGAUAAAACUACUCUACUAAAUGAGGGUCUCGAUUAGCAAUCAGUACUGUAAACCUCUAAUAUUCCUGAGCCUCUCCUUUAACACAUGGCCCUCAUGGUCAAUGACAAUAUAUCUAUUAAUUAUCACGUCGUCUGAUGUCUUUUCACAAUGCUGUUAUAAACCACGGACAACCAAAUGCAGUCCAUGUGUGUACUGGUCAACUUGCAUCUGAGCUUACCUCAAUUUAAAAGUGUAAUAAAUUUAGGCUUUACCGAGUAUUACCUUUUUUCUGAGUUCUUAAUCUAUAAACAUUGGGGAGUUUGAGGGGCUUCGUAGUGGAAUAAGGCUGCUCGUUCUUACUUUGUUGCAGCACAUUUGGCUUUCGAUCAGCAUGUGUUAAGAAUGAUGUAUAAGUCACAGGAUUGUUGAGCAAAGCUCUUUAAAUCUAUCGACAUCUGGAGUUCUGAUUGUGUCAUACUUAGAUAAUAUUUAUCACCUUUUACUUAAUCACUGAAUUUUGGUUGGAAUUCUUGAUAAGAGACUUGAAGUUAACUCACCACUUAGUAAAGCAUAAAUAUGUGUUCUGAGGGGGAAAAUGAACACAAUCCUGCAUCUAGGUUUUUAUUUUUUAAGGAAUAUACGCAGUCGUUUUGGGUGGAAGUCUGGAAACCAUCGGCUUAAUUUGAUCACUUUCAUCGAUGGUGUUGCCGACCGUUAAGCCAUGAUGACAUCUAUUCUGAAUUAUGUUAUACAUGAUUAUGGUCCGUGACUGACAUUGGAGAAAAAAAAAAAUGGCUUACCAUCUUUUUGGCGCAUGCAAUCAGGUUUGAAGGAGCUGGGUAUGUUUGGAUAUGAUACCAUUCGUUAGUACAUUCUGGGUGAAUGUGAUGUGUACAGUUAGUAGAUUUCUGUAGACUUUAUGAUCACAUAACUGCUGUUGACAUUACCUUUUUAAGUCAGAAUUUUCUAACCUACCAUGACCUCCUCUGACCGGUGUUCACUGUAUUUGCACAGAUUCGGUGCGUUUGAAAUGUCAUUAAGCAAUACGCUCUGAAAAAAUGGUGUGUCCAGGUAAUCCACCCUAACGCCAUUAUUUUUUUGUUGUUUUUUUUCCAUUUUGUGUCAAUGCAAUGUAUAUUGGACAUGAUGCUCAAUAAAGUGUGUA
This is a messenger RNA of Anoplopoma fimbria (sablefish), 2606 nucleotides long. RefSeq names its product ubiquitin-conjugating enzyme E2 G1-like. The record is from RefSeq and is a predicted model, not a curated record. The coding region runs from base 147 to 656 and encodes 169 amino acids. Gene Ontology annotation, biological process: proteasome-mediated ubiquitin-dependent protein catabolic process; protein polyubiquitination. NCBI's taxonomy places the organism in Eukaryota, Metazoa, Chordata, Actinopteri, Perciformes, Anoplopomatidae. The transcript is spliced from 6 exons. Gene Ontology annotation, molecular function: ubiquitin conjugating enzyme activity.